Messenger RNA from Scomber scombrus (Atlantic mackerel), 7281 nucleotides. RefSeq lists its product as uncharacterized. The record is from RefSeq and is a predicted model, not a curated record. Lineage: Eukaryota; Metazoa; Chordata; Actinopteri; Scombriformes; Scombridae. Bases 202 to 7281 code for a protein of 2359 amino acids. Gene Ontology annotation, molecular function: protein binding. The transcript is spliced from 27 exons.
AAUGAGUUUGUAGUCAAUAGUCUACCUUACUACGAUAGGAAAGAGUCAUUUUUUAUGUUUUAACAAUGUUUCGUUUAUGAGCUAUUGAUCGCUGAAGUUCGAAUCUGCCAAUCUCUUUCUAACUUUACCCAAGUUUUACUUUCUCUUUGUCUGCUCGUCGUGUCGCAGCUUCUUUUCUCCUUCUGAAGGUGUUUCUCUGCUAUGGAUCAGUGUGAGGACAGAGAGGAGGGAGUCCCUCCCUCUAAAAGCUCUCUGUGUGGGGAACAUGACAGCCAGACCAAAGCUCAGAGAACAAAGAAGCAGCACAGACCAGACUCUGCUGGACCUGAACCAGAACCUGGACCUGAACCCAGCUGUGUGUCCAUGAAGAGUGACCGGUCCAUGGGGAAACCUAUACAUUUUAAUCCUGUACAACCUGCUGAUAGAAGGAUCCAGCAGAGACCAGAAUCUCCUGGACCUGAACCCAGCUGUGUGUCCCUGAAGAGUGACUGGUCCAUGGGGAAACCUAUACAUUUUAAAUCUGGACAACCAGCUGAUGGAAGGAUCCAUCACAGACCAGAAUCUGCUGGACCAGAACCUGAACCCAGCUGUGUGUCCAUGAAGAGCGACCGGUACAUGGAGGAACCAAUAUAUUUUAAACAUGGACAACCAGCUGAUGGAAGGAUCCAUCAGAGACCAGAAUCUCGUGGACCUGGACCCAGCUGUGUGUCCUUUAAGAGCGACUGGUCCAUGGAUGAACGUAUAUAUUUUAAACGUGGACAACCAGCUGAUGGAAGGAUCCAUCAGAGACCAGAAUCUCCUGGACCUGAACCCAGCUGUCUGUCCUUUAAGAGUGACCGGUCGAAGGACUUUUACAUUAAUUUUAAAGGAGGACGUCCAUCAGCUGAUCAGAUAGUGGACCAGGAGAGCUCAGAGGUUCCCAGUGGUCAGUCUGCCCAGCAGCAUCAAACACACCUGGACUCCAUAUUUAUGCUGCUGGAGGAGAACAUCGUCACUUUUGUGAAGAACGAGCUGAAGAAGAUGCAGAAGAGUCUGAGUCCAGAUGACCCAGAAUGCUUAGAGAGUCAGAGGGAGGAUGAGGAGGUGUUGGACGGUGAGGAGGAAGAGCACAGGAGGAGCAGCAGAGAUGCAUUUCUGAAGAUCACACUGCACUUCCUGAGGAGAAUGAAGCAGGAGGAGCUGGCUGAUCGUCUGUACAGCAGAACACGUGCUGCAAAGUGUCGACGUAAACUAAAGUCUAACCUGGAGAAGAAGUUCCAGUGUGUGUUUGAGGGGAUCGCUAAAGCAGGAAACCCAACCCUUCUGAAUCAGAUCUACACACCGCUCUACAUCACAGAGGGAGGGACUGCAGAGGUCAAUGAUGAACAUGAGAUCAGACAGAUUGAAACAGCAUCCAGGAAACCAGACAGACCAGAAACAACAAUCAGACAAGAAGACAUCUUUAAAGCCUCACCUGGAAGAGAUGAACCAAUCAGAACAGUGAUGACAAAGGGAGUGGCUGGCAUUGGGAAAACAGUCUUAACACAGAAGUUCACUCUGGACUGGGCUGAAGACAAAGCCAACCAGGACAUACACUUCACAUUUCCAUUCACUUUCAGAGAGCUGAAUGUGCUGAAAGAGAAAAAGUACAGCUUGGUGGAACUUGUUCAUCACUUCUUUACUGAAACCAAAGAAGCAGGAAUCUGCAGGUUUGAAGAGUUCCAGGUUGUGUUCAUCUUUGACGGUCUGGAUGAGUGUCGACUUCCUCUGGACUUCCACAACAAUGAGAUCCUGACUGAUGUUACAGAGUCCACCUCAGUGGAUGUGCUGCUGACAAACCUCAUCAGGGGGAAACUGCUUCCCUCUGCUCGCCUCUGGAUAACCACACGACCUGCAGCAGCCAAUCAGAUCCCUCCUGAGUGUGUCGGCAUGGUGACAGAGGUCAGAGGGUUCAGUGACCCAGAGAAGGAGGAGUACUUCAGCAAGAGAUUCAGAGAUGAGAAGCAGGCCAGAACCAUCAUCUCCCACAUCAAGACAUCACAAAGCCUCCACAUCAUGUGCCACAUCCCAGUCUUCUGCUGGAUCACUGCUACAGUUCUGGAGGAUGUGUUGAAAAGCAGAGAGGGAGGAGAGCUGCCCAAGACCCUGACUGAGAUGUACAUCCACUUCCUGGUGGUUCAGUCCAAACUGAAGAACAUCAAGUAUGAUGGAGGAGCUGAGACAGAUCCACACUGGAGUCUAGAGAGCAGGAAGAUGAUUGAGUCUCUGGGAAAACUGGCUUUUGAGCAGCUGCAGAAAGGCAACCUGAUCUUCUAUGAAUCAGACCUGACAGAGUGUGGCAUCGAUAUCAGAGCAGCCUCAGUGUGCUCAGGAGUGUUCACACAGGUCUUUAAAGAGGAGAGAGGGCUGUACCAGGACAAGGUGUUCUGCUUCGUCCAUCUGAGCCUUCAGGAGUUUCUGGCUGCUCUUCAUGUCCAUCUGACAUUCAUCAAGUCUGGAGUCAAUCUGCUGGCAAAAGAACAAACAACUUCCCAGACACAUCUCCACGAGAGUGCUGUGGACAAGGCCUUAAAGAGUCCAAAUGGACACCUGGACUUGUUCCUCCGCUUCCUCCUGGGUCUUUCACUGCAGACCAAUCAGACUCUACUACGAGGUCUGCUGACACAGACAGGAAGUAGCUGGCUGACCAAUCAGGAAACAAUCAAGUACAUCAAGACAAAGAUCAGUGAGAAUGCGUCUGCAGAGAGAAGCAUCAAUUUGUUCCACUGUCUGAAUGAACUGAAUGAUCGUUCUCUAGUGAAGCAGAUCCAACUGCACCUGAGUUCAGGAAGUCUCUCCACAGAUAAACUGUCUCCUGCUCAGUGGUCAGCUCUGGUCUUCAUCUUACUGUCAUCAGGAAAAGAUCUGGACGUGUUUGACCUGAAGAAAUACUCUGCUUCAGAGGAGGUUCUUCUGAGGCUGCUGCCAGUGGUCAAAGCCUCCAACAAAGCUCUGUUGAGUGACUGUAACCUCUCAGAGAGAAGCUGUGCAGCUCUGUCCUCAGUUCUCAGCUCCCAGUCCUCUAGUCUGAGAGAUCUGGACCUGAGUAACAACAACCUGCAGGAUUCAGGAGUGAAGCAGCUUUCUGCUGGACUGGAGAGUCCACACUGUACACUGGAAACUCUCAGGUUGAGUAUUUGUAACCUCUCAGAGAGAAGUUGUGCAGCUCUGUCCUCAGUUCUCAGCUCCCAUUCCUCUAGUCUGAGAGAUCUGGACCUGAGUAACAACAACCUGCAGGAUUCAGGAGUGAAGCAGCUUUCUGCAGGACUGGAGAGUCCACACUGUACACUGGAAACUCUCAGGUUGAGUAUUUGUAACCUCUCAGAGAGAAGCUGUUCAGCUCUUUCCUCAGUUCUCAGCUCCCAGUCCUCUAGUCUGAGAGAUCUGGACCUGAGUAACAACAACCUGCAGGAUUCAGGAGUGAAGCAGCUUUCUGCUGGACUGGAGACUCCACACUGUGGACUGGAAACUCUCAGUCUGUCAGGAUGUCUGAUCACAGAGGAAGGCUGUGCUUCUCUGGCCUCAGCUCUGAGCUCCAACCCCUCCCAUCUGAGAGAGCUGGACCUGAGAUACAAUCAUCCAGGAGACUCAGGAGAGAAGCUGUCUGCUGGACUGGAGGAUCCACACUGGAGACUGGACACUCUCAGCCUGCAGCCUGCUGGAGUCCGAUGGUUGACACCAGGUCUGAGGAAGUAUGCCUGUGAACUGGAACUGGAUCCAAACACAAUGAACAGAAGACUCAAAUCUGCUAUGGAUCAGUGUGAGGACAGAGAGGAGGGAGUCCCUCCCUCUAAAAGCUCUCUGUGUGGGGAACAUGACAGCCAGACCAAAGCUCAGAGGAUCCAUCACAGACCAGAAUCUGCUGGACCAGAACCUGAACCCAGCUGUGUGUCCAUGAAGAGCGACCGGUCCAUGGAGGAACCAAUAUAUUUUAAACAUGGACAACCAGCUGAUGGAAGGAUCCAUCAGAGACCAGAAUCUCGUGGACCUGGACCCAGCUGUGUGUCCUUUAAGAGCGACUGGUCCAUGGAUGAACGUAUAUAUUUUAAACGUGGACAACCAGCUGAUGGAAGGAUCCAUCAGAGACCAGAAUCUCGUGGACCUGGACCCAGCUGUGUGUCCUUUAAGAGCGACCGGUCGAAGGACUUUUACAUUAAUUUUGAAGGAGGACAUCCAUCAGCUGAUCAGAUAGUGGACCAGGAGAGCUCAGAGGUUCCCAGUGGUCAGUCUGCCCAGCAGCAUCAAAUACACCUGGACUCCAUAUUUAUGCUGCUGGAGGAGAACAUCGUCACUUUUGUGAAGAACGAGCUGAAGAAGAUGCAGAAGGUUCUGAGUUCAGAUUACCCAGAAUGCUUAGAGAGUCAGAGGGAGGAUGAGGAGGUGUUGGAUGGUGAGGAAGAAAAGCAGAUGAGGAGAAGCAGAGAUGCAUUUCUGAAGAUCACAGUGCACUUCCUGAGGAGAAUGAAGCAGGAGAACCUGGCUGACUGUCUGCAGAGCAAAACUCGUGCUAGCAGAUGUCAACAUAAACUCAAGUCUAACCUGCAGAAGAAGUUCCAGUGUCUGUUUGAGGGGAUCGCUAAAGCAGGAAACCCAACCCUUCUGAAUCAGAUUUACACACCGCUCUACAUCACAGAGGGAGGGACUGCAGAGGUCAAUGAUGAACAUGAGAUCAGACAGAUUGAAACAGCAUCCAGGAAACCAGACAGACCAGAAACAACAAUCAGACAAGAAGACAUCUUUAAAGUCUCACCUGGAAGAGAUGAACCAAUCAGAACAGUGAUGACAAAGGGAGUGGCUGGCAUUGGGAAAACAGUCUUAACACAGAAGUUCACUCUGGACUGGGCUGAAGACAAAGCCAACCAGGACAUACACUUCACAUUUCCAUUCACUUUCAGACAGCUGAAUGUGCUGAAAGAGAAAAAGUACAGCUUGGUGGAACUUGUUCAUCACUUCUUUACUGAAACCAAAGAAGCAGGAAUCUGCAGGUUUGAAGAGUUCCAGGUUGUGUUCAUCUUUGACGGUCUGGAUGAGUGUCGACUUCCUCUGGACUUCCACAACAAUGAGAUCCUGACUGAUGUUAAAGAGUCCACCUCAGUGGAUAUGCUGCUGACAAACCUCAUCAGGGGGAAACUGCUUCCCUCUGCUCGCCUCUGGAUAACCACACGACCUGCAGCAGCCAAUCAGAUCCCUCCUGAGUGUGUCGGCAUGGGGACAGAGGUCAGAGGGUUCACUGAUCCACAGAAGGAGGAGUACUUCAGGAAGAGAUUCAGAGAUGAGGAGCAGGCCAGCACCAUCAUCUCCCACAUCAAGACAUCACGAAGCCUCCACAUCAUGUGCCACAUCCCAGUCUUCUGCUGGAUCACUGCUACAGUUCUGGAGGAUGUGUUGAAAAGCAGAGAGGGAAGAAAGCUGCCCAAGACCCUGACUGAGAUGUACAUCCACUUCCUGGUACUUCAGACAAAACUGAAGAAGGUCAAGUAUGAUGGAGGAGCUGAGACAGAUCCACACUGGAGUCCAGAGAGCAUGAAGAUGAUUGAGUCUCUGGGAAAACUGGCUUUUGAGCAGCUGCAGAAAGGCAACCUGAUCUUCUAUGAAUCAGACCUGACAGAGUGUGGCAUCGAUAUCAGAGCAGCCUCAGUGUACUCAGGAGUGUUCACACAGAUCUUUAAAGAGGAGAGAGGGCUGUACCAGGACAAGGUGUUCUGCUUCGUCCAUCUGAGUCUUCAGGAGUUUCUGGCUGCUCUUCAUGUCCAUCUGACAUUCAUCAAGUCUGGAGUUAAUCUGCUGGAAGAAGAACAAACACCAUCCAGGUGGUCUAAAGUAUUUAAAGACAAACCUGAACCAACACGUUUCUACCAGAGAGCUGUGGACGAGGCCUUAAAGAGUCCAAAUGGACACCUGGACUUGUUCCUCCGCUUCCUCCUGGGUCUUUCACUGCAGACCAAUCAGACUCUCCUACGAGGUCUGCUGACACAGACAGGAAGAAGCUCACAGACCAAUCAGAAAACAGUCGAGUGCAUCAAGAAGAUCAGUGAGAAUCUGUCUGCAGAGAGAAGCAUCAAUCUGUUCCACUGUCUGAAUGAACUGAAUGAUCGUUCUCUAGUGGAGGAGAUCCAACUGCACCUGAGUUCAGGAAGUCUCUCCACAGAUAAACUGUCUCCUGCUCAGUGGUCAGCUCUGGGCUUCAUCUUACUGUCAUCAGAAAAAGAUCUGGAUGUGUUUGACCUGAAGAAAUACUCAGCUUCAGAGGAGGCUCUUCUGAGGCUGCUGCCAGUGGUCAAAGCCUCCAACAAAGCUCUACUGACUGACUGUAACCUCUCAGAGAGAAGCUGUGCAGCUCUGUCCUCAGUUCUCAGCUCCCAGUCCUCUAGUCUGAGAGAUCUGGACCUGAGUAACAACAACCUGCAGGAUUCAGGAGUGAAGCAGCUUUCUGCUGGACUGGAGACUCCACACUGUACACUGGAAACUCUCAGUCUGUCAGGAUGUCUGAUCACAGAGGAAGGCUGUGCUUCUCUGGCCUCAGCUCUGAGCUCCAACCCCUCCCAUCUGAGAGAGCUGGACCUGAGAUACAAUCAUCCAGGAGACUCAGGAAAGAAGCUUCUCUCUGCUGGACUGAAGGAUCCACACUGGAGAUUGGACACUCUCAGCCUGCAGCCUGCUGGAGUCCGAUGGUUGACACCAGGUCUGAGGAAGUAUGCCUGUGAACUGGAACUGGAUCCAAACACAAUGAACAGAAAACUCAAACUGUCUGACAACAACAGGAAGGUGACACGUGUGGAGGAGGAUCAGUCAUAUCCUGAUCAUCCAGACAGAUUUGAUGGCAGGUGUCCUCAGCUGCUGUGUAGAAAUGAUCUGACUGGUCGCUGUUACUGGGAGGUCGAGUGGAGAGGAAGAGUUUAUAUAUCAGUGAGUUACAGAAGAAUCAGCAGGAAAGGAAACAGUUAUGACUGUUUGUUUGGAAGGAAUGAUCAGUCCUGGAGUCUGAUCUGUUCUGACGAUGAUGGUUACUAUGUCUGUCACAAUAAGAGAGAAACAUCCAUCCCCUCCUCCUCCUCCUCCUCCUCCUCCUCCUCCUCCUCCUCCUCCUCCUCCUCCUCUGUCUCUAACAGAGUAGCAGUCUAUGUGGACUGUCCUGCUGGCACUCUGUCCUUCUACAGAGUCUCCUCUGACACACUGAUCCACCUCCACACCUUCAACACCACAUUCACUGAACCUCUGUAUGCUGGGUUUGCAGUCUGGUCUGGUGCCUCAGUCUCUCUGUAG